Molecule: messenger RNA, 2427 nt
Organism: Clarias gariepinus (North African catfish)
Lineage: Eukaryota; Metazoa; Chordata; Actinopteri; Siluriformes; Clariidae
Product: cilia- and flagella-associated protein 58-like
Exons: 1
Coding region: 1-2427 (808 amino acids)
Cellular component (GO): cytoskeleton
Source: RefSeq, a predicted model, not a curated record
AUGGAGGACAAUGCAAAUACUACAGCAGUGGAUAGUAACAUGUUCGAAGCUCCAGAGAAGGAAUUUCAGGAUGUAUUAAUUGAACAUGUAGGAGAGAAGAGUCUUGAGAAGUUAAGUGUAGAAUAUGAAAAGCUAAUUGCAGCUCUGAAGAAGUCGCAAGAGAACGAGAAGAAGUGGAUGACACAAUGCCGAGAUCUGAAAGCACAAAUAAGGUCAGACGCCAACAAACUAGAGGCAGGAUUGCAGCGAUCUCACAAAGACCAGCUCAGCAUUAGAGGACUGAGAAAGGAACUCAGCCAAACUCGUGAAAUGUUGGAUGUGGCUCAUGAGAAGGAGAAGACAGAUAAAGACACAAUUAAGACUCUACAGCAGGAAAUAGAUGAUCUUACUAUACGUGUUGAGCAAGGAGCUGCUUUAACUGCAGCUGAAGCGCGAUGUGUAAAUGAUCUAAUAAAAAUGAAGGACCAGGUAACAGCUGAGAGAGAUGAGCUUCUCUCUGAGUUAAUGACUCUCCGAGACAAUUUUGAAACGGCCACGACUAAGCAACUUGAGGCUGAGGAGGCAAACUUGAAGAAUGAAGAAGCCAUCUUGCAGCUGCAGCAGAACAUCCAAGAGUGUCAGAAUGAGUGCUUGAAGGAGAUCCAGCAGAAAGAGAAGCUGGAAGAAGAAUUAAAAGAGCUCCAUGCAGAUGUAGAAGCCCAGCUUUUGGAAAUUAAAACACUGGGCAUACAAUGUCAUGACAGCAAUGAGGAGCGGCAAAGGCUGGAGCAGCAGCUCCAGGAGCAAAAGAUUCUAAAUGAGAGAGUCUCCAAUGACCUGGAGAAGAUGCAAGUGCGUAAUACCAAACUCCAGCAUGAGAAUGAACAGAAAACGCUCAGCGUAGAGAUGCUCAAUGUGGAGAAUACUCAACAAGCAUCUGAACUUAGAAUGGUUAAAGAGAAGGUGAGUCAAAUGAACCAGGAGUUUUCAAAGCUGACUAAGAUAAGGGAGGCCACUGACAAGAAGUUACACCUGACAGAGGACCAAAAGCUGGAGGUGGAACAGCAGAGAGACACACUAAAGAAUGAGAUAACUGGUUUAAAUAAAAAAAUUGAAAUGGCACAAAAACAGGCUGACAGUGAUAAGAAAAAAAUAGAUGCUUUGGUCCGGGAAAAAGACAUGCUAAGUAACAAUGUAAAAAAGGCAGCAAAUGCCACUGAGAAGCAGUUAAACCUGGUCAAGCAGCAUGAACAGACAAAGAAGACACUGGAUCAGAAAAUUCUCAACCUCCAAAACGAGGCACAGAAGCAGGAUAAGAUCAUUUCUCAGCUGGAAAAGGAGCGGCUUUGCUACAUUAGCAAAUGCAGUAGCCUCACACAGAAAGUUUUAUCAAAUAAAGAGGAGCUUAAAGUGCAACAGGUGGAGAGUGAGGAACACAAGAAGAAGAGAGUCGAGACAGAAAAAAAGCUCAUUCAGCAACAGAAGCUCAGCGAGUCCAUCAUGGCUGAAAGCAAAAAUUGUAGCGAAAAUCUGCAUGAUGCACAAAAUAGCAUAGCAGAAUUGAAGCAUAAGGUGAAAUGCAUGAGCCAAGAAAAUGGUCAGCUUACAGAGGAGAUCAAAAGCAAAGAGGCAGCACUGGUCAAAGAGCAUCUAGAAUUCCAGCGUGUAGAGAAUGAAAAGGAAAUUCUAAAGGCUGAGCUGCAGAAAAUGAAGCAACAGGGCCAAGAGACCAAGCAGUAUAUGGACAAUCAGGAAGAACAACACAACAAGUUGCAGAAAAUCAUAGCAGAUACUGAUGCUGAGAGGGUGCAGCAGAAAAAAGAACUGGAAAACCUACUUAGUCAGAGGGACAUUCUCGGAAGUCAGAUCACACGGCGUAAUGAUGAACUGGCACUGCUUUAUGAAAAGAUUAAAAUCCAGCAGAACAUUAUGGACAAGGGCAUGGUCGAAUACAAUCAGAGGAUGGAGGACAUCCGCCUUCUCAAAAUGGAGAUCAGCAAGCUGCAGAAGGAGAAAACGGACCUACAACAGACUAUGUCUGAGAUGGAAGACCUCAGGAUAGAGCUGGACCAUGUGCAAAAGGAGCUACUUAAGGAACAAGCAAAGUGUCGAAGUUUGCAAGAAGAACUUGAAAAUCCAAUGAAUGUUCAUCGUUGGAGAAUACUGGAGGCAAGUGAUCCAAAUACCUUCGAGCUGAUUCAGAAGAUUCAUUCUCUUCAGCGGAGUCUCUUAACCAAAAAUAAAGAGCUAGCUGAGAAAGAGUCUCUGCUCCAGGAGAAUAAGAAGCUGUAUGUGCAACUAAAGCACACAUUUGAUCUUCAGCCUGGUCCAGAGGCAGCUGAACAGCUUCAGCUCUACAAGCAAAAGCUAAGGGAAAAAAACAAACAGGUCAAGGCACUGUCAGCCGAAAUUAACAUGUACAAGUCUCGGUCAGAGGAGAAAUCCUGA